Hibiscus syriacus is the source of this 1349-nucleotide messenger RNA. Its product is annotated as heterogeneous nuclear ribonucleoprotein 1-like. The transcript is spliced from 3 exons. Lineage: Eukaryota; Viridiplantae; Streptophyta; Magnoliopsida; Malvales; Malvaceae. The coding region runs from base 1 to 879 and encodes 292 amino acids. Gene Ontology annotation, molecular function: RNA binding. The record is from RefSeq and is a predicted model, not a curated record.
AUGGAGGUUGGCAAGCUAUUCAUCGGCGGGAUUUCUUGGGGCACAAAUGAGGACCGCCUUAGACAGUAUUUUGAAACUUUUGGGGAAGUUGUGGAAGCUGUGAUAAUGAAGGAUCGGACAACCGGUCGUGCCCGUGGGUUCGGGUUUGUUGUUUAUGCCGACCCGGCUAUUGCAGAAAAGGUUGUUAUGAAAGAGCAUAUAAUAGAUGGUAGAACUAUCCAAGUCUUGCAGAGAACAUUUCAUGAACUCAACAGGAAAAUGGUUGAGGUCAAGCGUGCUGUCCCCAAAGAAUCAUCUUUAGGUCCAAGUCGGAACCAGUUAGGUGGAUAUAACUUUGGUCUCGAUAGAGUCAAUAGCUUCCUUACUGGUCACAUGCAGGGUUGUAAUACUAAUUCAGUCAGAGGUUAUGGUGUUAGAAUGGAAGGUAGAUCUAGUCCAGGUACUAUUGGUCAGAGUGGAUUUUCUCCAUCGAACCAUGGUUAUGGGUUUGGACUGAAUCUUGAAUCAAAUUUGAGUCCAAGUUCUGGAUGGAACUCAAACCUUUGUUCUAAACUGUGCUAUGGGCGAGGAUUGAACACUUCGUUUAGUGGAAAUUCGGACCGGUUUGCCAGCCGUUUUUGGUAUGGUGUGGGCAGUGGAGUGAAUAGUUCUGUCUUAAACUCAGCAGGUCAAAAUAUUUGGGGAAAUGGAAGUCUUAGCUAUGCUACUAACUCCACAAACUCUAGUCCUAUUGUGGGAUCUCGAAGUGGGAAAACAUGUGUGAGUUCCUUUAGCAGUAUGGGAUCACUUUGGGAUUCCUCUCCUAAGUCAGGUCCAAGUGGAGGUGCUGCACUUCUGCUUCUGCUUACGACAUUCUUAGGUAUGGCAGUGGAGAUUUAGGUGUUGCGUCCGGAGUGAUAGGCCACGAGAAAACCAGUGAUGCCCGGGUAUCAUCCCAUGGUGCUUCAAAUGAUUGCUAUUCUGAUAUUUUUGAAAAUGGUUCAUUUUAUGGGGAUUCUACUUGGCGAUCUUUGCCCUUAGACCUAGAGCUGUCCAGUUCUUUCGAUUUCGGUCAGUGAAAUACAAGUUCUGAUGUUAUAGCUAAUAACGUUGCUGGUUACAUUAGUGGUUAUGGUGUUACGAAUAGGCAGUCAAAUGGGGGAAUCGCCACAUAGGUGGAUGGUAAUAUGAUAAGGAAGGAUAUUUACACGGUGGAGUGGGUGAAUCACUGGAUUUCUACAUUUCCCCCGGUGAGACAUUUCGGUUUUAUACGAAAAUACAAGUAGAGCUAAUCCGGUUUACCUGUCUUGAUGGACCUGUUAUAGAGACGAGGUUACAUAGAAGUCAUGCAUGUGCUUCAGGUUUUUCUU